GAAAACCUGAGCAGGCAGGAACAGGCAAAGUUCACUUGCAAAGAUUACGCUGAACCGAAUGGAUACCACGAAAAACAAUGGGACUCUGAGAGAAGGAUUCCUGGUGAAAAGGGGUCACAUUGUGCACAACUGGAAGGCACGCUGGUUUGUGUUGAUGCCAGACAAACUACUCUAUUACAAAUACGAUGGAGGCAGAAGAGACUCGUGUCAGCGAGGGAAAAUCAUCCUGAAGGAUUGUGUGAUAACUUGUCCUUUUCUGGAGUGCGAAAAUCGGCCGUUGGUGUUCAAGCUCCACACAAAAAAUGGGGUGGAUCAUUUUUUGGAGGCUUGUUCCCGGGAGGAAAGAGACAACUGGGCCGGUGACAUCACUGCUGCGGUCGACAAGCUGCGGCCAGCUGAAGGCGGGGAGGUGACAAAUGAGGAAGACCCUGCUGGAUCCCAUUUUACCAAAGUUAAUCUGAGCAAAGUGUUGGACACCAUGUAUGACGUCCACAGUGGUAUCACGAUGAGUGCCCAUGUGGAGCAGGGCAGCACGUACAGCAACUGUUUCUCAGGUUCAGAGGUGGUGGACUGGCUGGUGUUCAUGCAGCUGGCUCUGACCCGUGUGGAGGCCAUAACGCUUGCCUCAGCCCUGCUGGAGGAGGGUUUCCUGCGGACCGUCGGCAUGAAGAGUGUGGCGGCUCUCCGUACUGCCGGCCUCAGUGAGCAGUUCGUGGACGACUCCACUGCACUCUACAGCUUUUCUGACAGUUUAAAGAAGAGAGGCAGCGUGAAGGCGGAGACGUCGCUGUCUGCAGUGGAGCUCAGUGGAAAAGUUAUAAAGAGAGGAUAUCUACUCAAACAGGGACACAGAAGGAAGAACUGGAAGGUACGACUGUUUGUGCUGCGUUCAGAGCCGUCUUACCUUCACUAUUAUGAUCCCACCAAGGAUGACGUCAGCCCCGUUGGCGGCUUCUCGCUGCGAGCCUGUCUGGUGUCUUCGCUGGACGAUAACGGAGUUCCCAUAGGUGUAAAAGGCAACAUUCAAGGCAACUUGUUUAAAAUCAUCACUCAGUCAGACAUACAUUACUUCAUCCAGGCUCCGAACAACCAGGACAAGAUGGAGUGGAUCGAUGCGAUCAGAGAGCAGACAGGGAGUUAAAACUUCACCUCCUAACAUAUCGACUCAUUUAUUAAGAAGAAAAAAAAAGACUUACAUUCUGUGAAUGUUAACUGUAGCAACAAACAAGGAACAUGCAAUUUUUUUUUACAUGAAAGUGUUAGUGGUCAUAAAACAUUUCUGCUCAUUUAUCUCAGACAUAUCUGUGCUUUCAGCUUCAUUAUUCUGAAUUUUAAAGUUUGUGAAAUGUGACUUAAAAGGGUUUUAAAAGCCCCACAUUUGUAGCAAUUUCUCUGGCAAUCACACUGCAUAAUGUAUUUUACAAGAUUUCUUCAUGAUUAAACACUUUUUUAUUCACCACA
This is a messenger RNA of Plectropomus leopardus (leopard coralgrouper), 1461 nucleotides long. It is a transcript of the gene plek2, whose product is annotated as pleckstrin 2. Gene Ontology annotation, biological process: actin cytoskeleton organization; intracellular signal transduction. Lineage: Eukaryota; Metazoa; Chordata; Actinopteri; Perciformes; Serranidae. Gene Ontology annotation, cellular component: plasma membrane. The record is from RefSeq and is a predicted model, not a curated record.